Molecule: messenger RNA, 1506 nt
Organism: Cyphellophora attinorum
Lineage: Eukaryota; Fungi; Ascomycota; Eurotiomycetes; Chaetothyriales; Cyphellophoraceae
Product: Glutathione S-transferase 1
Exons: 2
Coding region: 1-1506 (501 amino acids)
Molecular function (GO): oxidoreductase activity
Source: RefSeq, a predicted model, not a curated record
AUGGUGCUCACAGUCUACCUUGACCCCAUCACCAUCAACUGCCGCAAGGUGUUGUCGGGCCUCGACUUGAUGGGCAUACGGUAUGAGACAAAACAUGUCGACUUCUUCAAGGGCGAGCAAAAAGCACCCGAGUUUACCAAGAUCAACCCCAUGGCCACCAUCCCAGCGGCCACCGAUGGUGAUCUUGUCUUGACUGAGUCGAACUCAAUUCUCCAAUACGCCGCAGAUCACGCCAAGGAUGAGUCUUUCUACCCAAAAGAUCUCAAGAAGCGGGCCGAUGUGAACCGAUGGCUGCUAUGGGAAGCUGCGACAUGGUUCGGUGUCAACUACACAUAUGUCGUCCAGAACGUCGUCGUGCCGGAAUUGUUCAAGGGUCAGCCAGACCAGAAAGUCCUGGAUGAGGAGAAGCCCAAGUUCGAGACGGCUGCCCGCACCCUGGACGAGCGUCUGGCCAAGAGCAAGUUCAUCUGCGGCGACAACGUCACCAUCGCUGAUAUCGCCGUUGCGGCGCCCAUGCACAUGCACGAGUUCCAGAAAUCAGGUUUCGAGAAGUUCCCCAACAUCCAGAGAUGGAUCAAAGAGGUCGAGAAGAUCCCAGCUUGGAGCAAUCGACAAAAGGCUGUUGAGAAUGCUCUCAUGCCCAGUCGCGCGCAAACUAACGGUACCAACGGUGCCACUAAUGGCCACUCCAACGGCAGCGUCCGUGCCACGAUCAACUACACCAAAGACCUCGGCGACAAGCUCACCGAAAUCUACUUCUACGAAAGCCCCAAUGCCGAAGGCAUCCACGAGCCAGGCGAUGACCCGCACGAAAUGACUUUCCACGACGGCUGGUCUAAAGCCAAAGAUUUCCACGAGGACGUCAACGGCUUCGCCGUCAAAGACUUCAAGUCUUCACACUCCAACUGGGAGGACGGCGAGGCUGUCCAGAAGAACUUCUACCCUGAGAUUGUGGAGUUCUUGAAACGUGAGACAGGCGCCAAACGCAUCCUCGUCUUUGAUCACACGAUUCGCACCGCGGCGAAUAAUGCUAAGAAGCUUACUGACCAGUCCAAUACCUCGCAGCGAAGCCCCGUCAUGCUCGUACACUGCGACUAUACCGCCGAAUCUGGACCCCUGCGUGUCCGUCAGCUCCUGCCGGACGAGGCUGAGGAUCUUCUGUCCCGCCGCGUCGCUUUCAUCAACGUCUGGAAGCCCCUCAACGUGGUCGAGGAGCGACCUCUAGCGAUGUGUGACGUCAACUCAGCGCCAGCGUCCGACUUCUUCAAGCUGUAUCUACGGUAUAAUGACCGUACAGGCGAGAACUAUGUUAUGCGCCAUGCGGAUCGGCAUAAGUGGUACUACUUUCCCAAGAUGCGGCCGGAUCAGUGUAUCCUGCUGAAGACGUACGAGAGCGACGAGAGCAAGGCGAGAUUCGUGGGGCAUACGGCGUUUGAGGAUCCGACGAGUGCGAAGGAUGCGCCGAUGCGGGAGAGUGUGGAGAUUCGGACUAUCGCUUUCUUCUGA